This is a messenger RNA of Desarmillaria tabescens, 2238 nucleotides long. Its product is annotated as Endonuclease/exonuclease/phosphatase. Bases 193 to 2028 code for a protein of 611 amino acids. The record is from RefSeq and is a predicted model, not a curated record. NCBI's taxonomy places the organism in Eukaryota, Fungi, Basidiomycota, Agaricomycetes, Agaricales, Physalacriaceae. Gene Ontology annotation, molecular function: catalytic activity. The transcript has 9 exons.
ACUGAUGUUGCUCUUCUCUUACCACCCGUCAGAUUUUUCUUUUUCAUGCGGCCAGCAUCACGAGGCACAGUUUGAAGUACGGUGUGCUAAAAUGUAGAUACAUGUGCUCAAGCAUUUCGUGCCUAGGCGCUGCAUGCAUUUAUAUGCAAUCUGCAAGGAUGGUUAUCUGUCCAGUACAGGCGGAUUUACGACAUGUUUUCAGUCUUUCUCCUCUUUCUGGCGGCCUUGACGCCAGCUGUGACACCGACGUCGGUCACUGAUAUCCGAGGAACGGCCUAUCGCUCGUCUUUGGUCGGCCAAACGGUGAGCGGGCUCACGGGAGUGGUUACUGCAAAGACAUCUUAUGGUUUCUUCUUGAGUGGGGGUCCUGUCAAUGACACUCGUGUCUCUAACGGAAUCUAUGUAUAUGGAUCUUCGGCCGUCAAGCAGGUAGAUGUGGGAGAUAGUGUCUCUCUUAGCGGAAAGGUUGCUGAAUACCGGUCCGGAUCCGCCUACCUUUAUUUGACCGAAAUCAGCUCCCCUUCCAGUAUCGAGGUCCUAUCCAGCAACAACAGUGUCGACCCUAUCGUCAUCGGGGUUGACCGGAUCCCCCCAACCCAGUACUUAUCGUCAUUGGAUGUCGGUGACGACGGAUGGCUCUCAGUUCCCAACAAUCAGAGUCUCCUGUCCACUUCAAAUCCUACUCUCCAGCCUGAUGUGUACGGAAUGGACUUUUGGCAGAGUCUUGAUGGACAACUCGUGCAGAUCAACAGUCCGGUCGCUGUUAAUUUCGAAAAUAGUUACGGAGAAUUCUGGGUGUACGGCGAUUGGAAGGUCACUGGAUUAAAUGGACGCGGGGGAUUGACCAUCACUUUUGGUCCUGAUGGUAUCCCAGAUGCCAAUCCCGAAGUUGUGAUCAUCGGUUCGCCGACUGAUGGAACUAAAAAUCCGUCUGUCGCUUUGGGUGUUAAAUUGAGCGAUAUUGUAGGUGUGGUGACAUACCAAUACGGAUUCUAUUACGUUCUUCCACUUACUGCUCCAACCGUCAUUGCUACACCUGAUUAUGACGUACCUGCGACAACAAUUUCGUCGGAAACAGAUUCUUGCGUUAUUACGUUUGGUGAUUAUAAUGUUGAGAAUAUGGCGCCGACCUCUGAUCACCUGCCUACUGUCGCAAAACAGAUAUCCGACCACCUUUUGAUGCCCGAUAUUUUGUUCCUCCAGGAAAUUCAAGAUAACAGCGGAGCUGUCGACGAUGGCGUCGUUGAUGCUAAUCUGACCCUCUUGACUUUAGCUUCUGCCAUUGCUGAUGCCAGCGGGUUCACUUAUGAGUUCAUCGACAUCAACCCAGAAGAUGGACAGGAUGGCGGACAGCCGGGAGGAAACAUUCGGCAGGCUUAUCUAUACAACGUCGACAAACUAAAACUAGUCUCGGGGAUGCCCGUAGGAACUUCACUGAAGAGUCUGGAGGUUUACGCGGGUUCGGAUGGCCUUCCCACCCUAAGCUUAAAUCCGGGUCGUAUAGAUCCUACGAACGAUGCCUGGGUAGAUUCUCGAAAGCCUCUAGUUGCUGAAUGGGAGACAAGCUCGGGUGCAAAGCUGUUCACCGUUAACGUUCACUUUGCAUCGAAGAGUGGGAGUACUUCUAGCCAGGGAGAUCCUCGGCCGCCAGUGAACUCCCCUAUCGAACAACGAACAAGUCAAGUUCGGGUUACCUCAUCUUUCAUUAAGUCCAUUCUGGAUAUCGACGAAUCCGCCAAUAUUGUGAUUGCAGGUGACUUCAAUGAAUACGUCCAGACUCGUUCUGUGUUCGAGUCCAUUCAAGGGGUUCUAGAAGACAUGGACGAAGUGGCUGGAAUAGCUGACGUCGAGCGAUAUACAUAUGUUUACGAUCAGAACACACAGCAGCUUGAUCACAUCUUUAUCUCUGGCGCUAUCGCAAAACGCGGCGUAGAGGCGGAGCAUAUUCAUGUAAAUAACUGGUCACCCUCUUAUGACGAACGGACCAGUGAUCAUGAUCCCACAGUUGGAAAGAUCCGGUUGUGCUAAAUCGAUACUUGUACCAGGUGUGUGGUGUGAUAUACCGCUUGUAUCGAAUGAAUACAAAUCUGUGAUAUCCAAAGGAAGCAGAGUGUAUGAAUGUAUACCUAAAUCGAAACAACGUAGAGAAUUCAAUGGGCAACACAACGUUCGCCAUGACCUGACAUCACAUGUGCGUCGCAGCGUGAACUGAAGCGUUGUCUUUUUGUCUUUUCAAAA